AUGGUGUUAUUUACGGACGCGCAAACGAAAGCGUUCCACGCGCAGCUUCGAUUUCUGCUCUUGCGCGAGGUAGGCAUCGCGCCGUCCACGCACUCGCACUCGCACUCGAAGAUCUGGACGAGCUUCCCGAACGCGCUCUUCGCGAACGCGAUUGAUUUGAACAAAGACCGAGACGAGAUGAUGAGCAAAGAGAUGCUGCCGUGGAGAUUGAACGCGAGGUUGCUGCAAGAUCCAACGCUGACCAUGCUUCGAAAUAGUAAUAACAACAACGAGAUAACGACGACAAAAACGAUCAACGAAGAAGACAUGAAGUUUACGGAGAGUGUGCAACGAGAGGACAAGGAUGACGACGACGGCUUCGACGAGGACAAGGACGACGACGAACGUCAGUACUCGAAGUGUAACGAGUUGAAGCGUCUAUUCGAAGGCGAGGUGGACGCGCGAGUGACGCGAGGCGUUGAUCUUCUUCGUGAAAGAGUUGUGAAACAAAAGUAUACGUUUCAUGCCGCCGCUCAAGAUAAUGGUAAGGAAGACGGGAUGAUGAGAGAAAGACAGAUUGUGGACGAAGGCGAGUGGAAAAUCAGACAGAAUAUCAGAACUAAAAGUUUAGGAUUGUUGGAGGAACAGAGAAAGUUAAGACGAGAAAUGAUUGCCGAGCAGAGAAAGAUUAUGGCUUUGCCGGAGAGGUCGUACAAGAAGAUGGUGAAGAUGGACGAGAAGCAAAGAGAGUUGGAGAUCAAGUUACGGUCGAAGAAAGAGAAGAAAGAGUCAUCGGAGCGGUGGCGUUUGAUACUUUCGACGAGAAAAAGAUUGAACGAAGAAUCAAAUCAACGAGCAGACGUGUUGCAAACGAGAAAUCGCCAAAUGGUGAAGAUGCACGAUAGGAUGGCGAGAGCGUACUUGGUAAAGUCAAGAGACGACGCGGCAGAAAGAGCAAAGAGAAUGGAAGCGUUAAAAUCGAACGACAUAGAAGCAUACAAAAAACUUUUAGCGGAAGCAGCGAAAACGAAAGAGAGCAUCGAGGGAUACCCCGCCGGCGCAGACGGCGAAGGCGAAGGUAAUAAAUACGAAGCGCUACAAGAGUUCCUUUCGGAAACGGAAGGAUAUUUAGAAAAACUCGGAGGAAAGAUUGCGUCGGUAAAGAUAUCGCAGGCGCGUUCGGAAGCGGCGACAGAAGCGGCUGCAAAAGCCGCAGCGGAAGGCUUAGACGAAGAUGAAAUCAAAGAAGCGGCGGAAAAAGCAGCGAGAGAGGCGACGUUAGAAAACGGCGAGAAGAUGAUUUCGCAAACGAAAGAGGACGGGAUUCAAAACACGGAGAAAUAUUACGCCGUGGCGCACAGCGAACAGGAAAUUAUUACCGAACAACCAAAGAUGUUGACGUUUGGUCAGUUGCGCGAUUACCAAAUUGUUUCUUUGCAAUGGAUGGUGAGUUUACACAACAAUCGCUUAAACGGUAUCUUAGCAGACGAGAUGGGAUUGGGUAAAACCGUCCAAGUUUGCUCUUUGAUUGCGUAUCUCUGGGAGUCUAAGCAAAACUUUGGACCUCACAUUAUCAUCGUGCCGAAUGCGGUAAUCGUGAACUGGAAAGCAGAGUUAAAGAGAUGGUUACCGCACGUAAAUUGCGUCUAUUACGUCGGCAGUCGCGAGCAACGCGCGAAAAUAUUUCAGAAGCAAGUGUUGCAGCUCAAAUUCAACGUUUUAGUGACGACGUACGAGUUCAUCAUGCGCGAUCGGUCCAAGCUGGCGAAAGUGAAUUGGAAGUACAUCAUAAUCGACGAGGCGCAGAGAUUGAAAGAUCGCGAAGGAAAAUUAAGUAGAGAUUUAGACAAGUUUAGAGCGCAAAGACGUUUGCUGUUGACUGGAACGCCGUUACAGAACGAUCUCAGCGAACUGUGGAGUUUAUUGAACCUGCUGUUGCCGGAAGUUUUUGAUUCGGCAAAAGUGUUUCAGCAGUGGUUCGGGAAAACAAAAGCGGGUGAUAAUCAAGGGCAAAAAGUCAUUGGUGGUGGUGGUGGUGGUGGCGCCGGUAACGCAAACGAGGACGAAGAAGAAGACGAUUGGAUGGAACGGGAAAAGAAAGUCAUCGUAAUCUCUCGACUGCACCAAAUUUUAGAACCGUUUAUGCUUCGAAGAUUAGUGCAAGACGUGGAGAGUAAACUUCCGCCGAGGAAGAGCGUUGUCGUUCAUUGCCCGUUUUCGGCCUUUCAAUCGAACGCGUAUUCUUGGAUCAACGCGACGGGGUCUAUUCGAGUUGAACCGUAUACUAGGCUCGGUUUAGCCGCGCAAAGAACCUUUCGUGGAUAUUUGCCCCUUCACAAUAGGUGCAUGGAGCUCCGCAAGAUUUGUAAUCAUCCGGGCUUAUCGUACCCGCCCGAGAAAGGAGGCGAUUUUCGAGGUGUUAACUUGAUACGAAGUUGCGGCAAGUUGUGGAUUUUGGACCGAUUACUCAUUAAACUUUCCAAGACUGGACACAAAGUUCUUCUGUUUUCCACGAUGACGAAAUUAUUAGAUCUCUUGGAAGUCUAUCUGAAGUGGCGACAAACUACAGAGGACGGCGAAAAUUUACAGUUUUGCCGCAUCGACGGCACGACACCGUUAGAACAAAGAGAAGUCGCCAUCAAUGAUUUCAACCGAAAAGGCUCGAACAAGUUCAUAUUUUUGCUUUCUAUUCGCGCAGCCGGAAGAGGUUUGAACUUACAAACUGCCGAUACAGUUGUGAUGUACGAUCCGGACCCAAACCCGAAGAAUGAAGAACAAGCCAUCGCGAGAUCUCACAGAAUCGGCCAAACGCGAGAAGUACGAGUGAUACACUUGGAAGCCGUAGAUGAUAAAGAAAUAGCCAGCGUCACGGGUGCUGCUGCGGCUACUCAAGGAAAUACAUCGACUGCUGGUUGGGGUGGUAACGACCGAUCAUAUUGUGAAUCCGUGGAAUCGGUCGUUCGCAACGUCAUUCAGCAACAGAAGAUUGAAAUGGCAGACGAAGUCAUCAAUGCCGGUCGUUUUGAUGGACAAACCACGCACUCAGAGAGACGCGAAACACUUGAAAAACUCAUGGCUGCGCAAGCUGCUGGAAAUAGGAAAGAAACGAACGUGCCAAGUGUACGCGAAUUGAACGAAAAGAUCUGUCGAUCAGAAGACGAGUUGAAAACUUGGAACGAACUCGACGAUACGUUGAAUUGGCCAUCUUCGCUCAUGGGCCCUGAGGAGUGCCCAGAUUGGAUUCGAUACACAAAGUACGAUUUAGACGACGCGAUAGAGAUGACGGCAAAAUCGAAGGCUGGUGAAAUCAUCGCACCCGUGGAUGCCUCGAAUCUUGGACGCGGUGGUCGCUCGAUGAACAAGUUGAUCGCUAAUUCUGCAAUCUCUCUUGACGGCAUGGACGUUGACGCAAACAACGAUAGACGAAAGGAUUUUGUCGAAAAAACGGGUUUGAAGUCGAGCAAUCUUACCGCCGAGCAAAUGUCGAGUAAAGUCAAAGGCGGCGACGAGGAAGACGCGUUUGCGAUACCUACGACCAAAGCCUUGUUACCAUUUCAAAAAGCGCAGUUAGCAAAAGUUCAAGCGGCUGAGAAAGAGAAAGAAAUAGAACAAGAGCGAGAGCGAGCUGGCGAAGCAGAGCCGAAGAUAGGGAAAGAAGAAGAUGAACCGCUCGUGAUGCUCGAUAAUUCAGACGAAGAGGAAGAUUACGGCAACAUCGAAGAAGACGAUGUGGCGUUGAACACGUCGUUCACGGAUGUCAAUUUAGAUAAUUUGACGAACGAAGAAGACGACGACGACGACGAUGACGACGACGAAGAUUCGAUCGAAGAAGCUCCGAUCAAUACUAAAAAUAGUGAUGGUGGUGGGAUGAGCUUCAAGAUCACCAUGCCACGCAAACCAGAAUAA
This is a messenger RNA of Bathycoccus prasinos, 3885 nucleotides long. Its product is annotated as SNF2 super family. The record is from RefSeq and is a predicted model, not a curated record. Gene Ontology annotation, molecular function: DNA binding; ATP binding; ATP-dependent chromatin remodeler activity. Gene Ontology annotation, cellular component: nucleus. The coding region runs from base 1 to 3885 and encodes 1294 amino acids. Gene Ontology annotation, biological process: positive regulation of transcription by RNA polymerase II. NCBI's taxonomy places the organism in Eukaryota, Viridiplantae, Chlorophyta, Mamiellophyceae, Mamiellales, Bathycoccaceae. The transcript has a single exon.